AACAACGAGUUCCCUAGAGAAUGGUGCGAGGCCGAGUUUGAUACUAUUUUUUUCCCGUUGAAUCAGGUCCUUUUUUAUACUAUAUUGAAGUUCAGUGAUCAAAUUGAUAUUUUGACCCGCCAAACGGAUGGCCAAAAAAUAGAGAGGGAAAGAAAUCCAACGCCUCGUUCAAUCGUUCAUCCAAAAGAUGGACCUUAUCGUCUCCUGCAGUUGCAGCUCCACUUCCUCAUCUCUGUUUCGUGCUAAAUCCACGCCUCUCCAAUCUUCAUUCUUCCCUUCCAUCUCCAAUCCCUUCGCUACCAGCACCCGGAGGCUGAAAUGGGUUCCGCCCAGAACAAAAUCGGAGCUCCAGACUCCAGUUGGAGUAAACGGUCGAUCCACCAGUGUCACCCCGACGGCGGUUCCCACCCACAAAGUCACCGUUCAUGACCGGCAGCGCGGCGUCGUCCACGAGUUCGUCGUCCCAGAGGAUCAGUAUAUACUGCACACAGCGGAAUCGCAGGACAUUACGCUUCCGUUUGCAUGCAGGCAUGGUUGUUGCACUAGUUGUGCAGUACGUGUAAAAUCUGGACAACUCAGACAGCCAGAAGCUCUAGGGAUAUCUACAGAGCUCAAAGAUAAGGGAUAUGCACUGCUUUGUGUCGGGUUCCCGUCUUCAGAUCUUGAAGUCGAAACACAAGACGAGGAUGAGGUAUAUUGGCUUCAGUUCGGGAGAUAUUUUGCUCGAGGGCCUAUUGAACGAGAUGACUACGCUUUGGAGCUGGCCAUGGCUGACGAAUAGAAGAGAGAUUGUCUGAGUUUAGGUUGCAUUGUAUAACACAAGUUAAACUCAGAAUGUUGAUCCUCCACCUGCGGAUACUCAGUCAGCUUGGUUUUGACAGGACAAAAUGCCUUUUUAGUUAGUGAUCAAAGACCAAAUCGAGUAAGAUCCUGGUUCGGUGCAGACCGAAACUUGUAUGUCAUUCCUUUCGGCUCGGUUUAAUUGGAAUUUUCGAGUUUUAGGGGGUUUAGCAUGUGAUUCUGCUAUCAUAUCAAAAUUUCAUACUGUGAAACCAUAUAUAUCUUGAAUGCAACACAUUAUAAGCUGCUAGUCCUUUCAAUCAACUAGUGCUACUCCCUGCCUGCCUUCCUCCACAGCAGACUUGCGUCAACAGCUUGCAUGGACAGCUACCACCUCUUCUCUCGACUUUCCUUCGCUUCGGGUAUACCAAGAAAGUCUACUCUGUCAUUCAAUCGUGACAGCGUGCCUUUCCGAACCAAGAAUAUGAAAUGACACCAAAUAAUAUACGGCUCGAAACCUCGAAUCAACAUCAAAACCACAACUUGAUUCAAUGUAACUUGGCUUCCUAGAUGACCGCAACAUGUCUGAUGUUCUCACCACAUCAGCUGCCUGUUUAGAUCCCCUUGUCUCCACCACCAUAGCCAGAUACGUCUCGCCCACAUCACUCUGACGUUGCUCUGAUAUAGGCAACUAACUAGUCAUUUCAUUAUGAAACCAUGACAGGUUAACUAACUAAACUAAAGCUUUGCAGAAUCCUUCCCUUCCCUCCCUGCCAUGAAAAUUGGACAAAAUUUACUAUCAAUCAUUCUUCAAAUAUGGCUGGGCAAGAAAUCCUUAUCCAGUGCAGAUUGAGAUUUCUGUGGGGGCAGAGGCAGAGGCAGGGGCACAUCUUAUUCUGGAUUUUUCCUUCUUUCCCAUUUCUUGUCUUCAUUUUGGAUUUCAUCAGACUGUUUGUUACCCUUUGUUAAAAGGAAAAGGGUACUCACUUGACUCUUGACUACUACUACUACAUUUCCAAUGGGCAGUAAAUUGACCACUCAUUAAAUUUGCUCCUCACAAUGAAACUUUCUUUGUUGCAAUGCGGCUGGCUUUGAAUAGGAUGCAUUCAAGAUAGCUCUAAAUCUCUUCUGGUUAUGUAAUUAUCUUUUAUUAGACUUCCUUGUUAGUUCGAAGAUUUAAGAUCUUGUCUUCUUAAAAAAUGAACAAGUGUCGUAUAAACUUAUAAAUAUUCG
Messenger RNA from Linum trigynum, 2013 nucleotides. The record is from the annotation of a GenBank genome assembly. NCBI's taxonomy places the organism in Eukaryota, Viridiplantae, Streptophyta, Magnoliopsida, Malpighiales, Linaceae.